AAACAUAAAUGUGUGCAUUUGCGGCUGUCAGUCGGAGAAGUUAAUGUCAGUGGCCCUGCCUCCUGUAAUAGCGUACCGUGCUGAACUUGACUGUACGCAGUCAGCGUAACGCUGCGGUUUGAGACGCGGACUCGGACUGGAUUCUUGCGUAGAGGUCGCCUGCGAAUUCGACCGCUUCAAAGUCAAAUUCUUUCACCGAAGAACCUCUCGGUGGCCACGGUUAUCAGCUGUGGCAGGUGUAGUAACACGAACCAAAUUUCACACAUCUUUACAUUGUUGUGUCAAAAACCAGAACCUUUGUGUUGCGGUGGGAUUUCUUUUUAAUCGGGACUAUGAAAGACGCAGGAACCGUCCAGUUUGGUCGUAAGCCUAAAAAUGGAGUUAACGGAUUUUACCGGGUGGCAGUUUAGUGUGGUUACACCGGGUUAGCUUUUGUUGCCGGGGCAAGAAAGCCAUUCACGUACGCUGAGCUGUGCUUCAAAAGCACAUUGCUGGGUAUUUAUCUUCUCUUGGCUAGUUGUGGUGCCCUCACAAUGACCUUGUGAGCCCUUUCACCCUGCCUGUUUGCUCAGAGUAGCUUAAGUUAUGUUUUAAGCUAACUCACCUUCAGCCACCAUUGAUAACAGCAGUCGGACAACAUCAAUUAACGGGCCACAAAGUCGCCGUGAAGAUCCUCAACAGACAGAAGAUCCGCAGUCUCGAUGUCGUGGGGAAAAUCAAGCGGGAGAUCCAGAACCUCAAACUGUUCAGACACCCCCACAUCAUCAAGCUCUACCAGGUAAUAAGUACACCAACAGAUUUCUUCAUGGUCAUGGAGUAUGUGUCUGGAGGAGAGCUGUUUGACUACAUCUGCAAAAACGGAAGGGUGGAGGACUCAGAAGCUCGCCGUCUUUUCCAGCAGAUCAUCUCAGCUGUGGACUACUGUCACAGGCACAUGGUGGUCCACAGAGACCUCAAGCCCGAGAACGUCUUGCUCGACGCCAACAAAAACGCCAAGAUUGCAGACUUUGGACUUUCAAACAUGAUGUCAGACGGAGAGUUCUUACGAACGAGCUGUGGGUCGCCCAACUAUGCAGCUCCAGAGGUCAUCUCAGGAAGGCUGUACGCAGGCCCAGAGGUGGACAUCUGGAGCUGUGGGGUGAUCCUGUACGCCCUGCUGUGUGGCACUCUGCCCUUUGACGACGAGCACGUCCCCACGCUGUUCAAGAAGAUCAGAGGAGGCGUCUUCUACAUCCCCGAGCACCUGAACCGCUCUGUGGCGUCGCUGCUCAUGCUCAUGCUGCAGGUGGAUCCACUUAAGAGAGCCACCAUCAAAGACAUCAGGGAACACGAGUGGUUUAAGAUGGACCUGCCGGGCUACCUGUUCCCAGAGGACCCGUCGUACGAUGCCACCGUGCUGGACGAAGACGCGGUCAGGGAAGUGUGUGAGAAGUUUGAAUGCACCGAGUCUGAAGUGGUCUCCAGUCUCUACAGCGGCGAUCCACAGGAUCAGUUAGCAGUAGCGUAUCACCUCAUCAUAGAUAACCGACGCAUCAUGACCCAGGCCAGCGAGUUCUACUUGGCCUCCAGUCCGCCGCAGGGCUCCUUCAUAGAAGAAGGCAUGCCGCUGCCCCCCGGCGUCAAACCCCACCCAGAGAGGAUGCCCCCGCUUCUGGCCGACAGCCCCAAAUCCCGUUGUCCUCUGGAUGCCCUGAACACAACCCGGCCCAAACCGCUCGCGGUGAAGAAAGCCAAAUGGCACCUGGGGAUCAGGAGUCAGAGCAGACCGUAUGACAUCAUGGCUGAGGUGUACAGAGCCAUGAAACAACUCAACUUUGACUGGAAGGUGGUGAACCCGUAUCAUCUGCGUGUCUGCCGGAAGAACGCGGUGACGGGAAAUCUGGUGAAAAUGAGCCUGCAGCUCUACCAGGUUGACAACAGAUCCUACCUCCUCGACUUCAAGAGCAUCGAUGACGACAUCAUGGAGGCGGUCGGCUUUAAAUCUGGGUCGUCCACCCCUCAGCGGUCGGGCUCCACCGCCGGCCUCCACAGACCCCGACUGAGCAUCGACUCGGCCAGCCCCGCCAUCGACCUGCCCCAGCUCAGCUCCUCCCUGCCGGGCUCGCUGUCCGGCAGCUCCCCACUGCUCGCCGCGCGUCAGGGCUCUCACACCAUGGACUUCUUCGAAAUGUGCGCCAGCCUCAUCACCACGCUGGCUCGCUGAGGACCUGCUAAAUCCCGAACUGCCUUGCUAACCCGGGAGUCAGCGGGGGUGAUGAGGGGUGAUGGCUGCAAAAUCUGAGGUCUUUCGACAAACUUGUGGAAGUCAGAGGAAAAAAUAAAAUAAAAUCAAAAUAA
Messenger RNA from Poeciliopsis prolifica (blackstripe livebearer), 2337 nucleotides. It is a transcript of the gene prkaa2, whose product is annotated as protein kinase, AMP-activated, alpha 2 catalytic subunit. Gene Ontology annotation, molecular function: protein serine/threonine kinase activity; ATP binding. Bases 806 to 2203 code for a protein of 465 amino acids. The transcript has 10 exons. Gene Ontology annotation, cellular component: cytoplasm. Gene Ontology annotation, biological process: intracellular signal transduction; protein phosphorylation. The record is from RefSeq and is a predicted model, not a curated record. Lineage: Eukaryota; Metazoa; Chordata; Actinopteri; Cyprinodontiformes; Poeciliidae.